Notolabrus celidotus (New Zealand spotty) is the source of this 1590-nucleotide messenger RNA. It is a transcript of the gene taldo1, whose product is annotated as transaldolase 1. The transcript has 8 exons. Gene Ontology annotation, biological process: pentose-phosphate shunt; carbohydrate metabolic process; pentose-phosphate shunt, non-oxidative branch. NCBI's taxonomy places the organism in Eukaryota, Metazoa, Chordata, Actinopteri, Labriformes, Labridae. Gene Ontology annotation, cellular component: intracellular anatomical structure; cytoplasm. The record is from RefSeq and is a predicted model, not a curated record. Gene Ontology annotation, molecular function: transaldolase activity. Bases 118 to 1134 code for a protein of 338 amino acids.
GCGCGCUCCUGUUGCCUUCUUCCCUUUCUGUGAAGCGCGUUCCCGUUCCUCUCUGUCAGUCCGCCUGCUCGCCUCACGUGUUUUCUGUGUAUAAAAGGCUUCCAGUCUGCCCUCACCAUGUCCACUGUGUCACCAGACAAACGGAGAAAGAUGGAGUCUGCGCUGAACCAGCUGAAGAAACACACCGUGGUUGUGGCGGACACGGGGGAUUUUAACGCUAUUGAUGAGUACAAGCCUCAGGAUGCCACCACAAACCCCUCUCUUAUCCUGGCUGCUGCAAAGAUGCCAGCCUACCAGCACCUGUUGGAUCAGGCCAUCAAAUACGGCAUCGCCAAGGGAGGAACUGAAGAGGAGCAGGUAGCCAACACCAUGGACAAGCUAUUUGUGAGUUUCGGUCUUGAGAUCCUGAAGAAAGUCCCCGGCAGAGUCUCUACUGAGGUGGAUGCCAGGCUUUCUUUUGAUAAAGAUGAAAUGGUUGCUAAGGCCCUGAAGCUCAUCGCUCUCUACAAGGAGGCAGGCAUCACUGAGGAACGUGUGCUCAUCAAACUGUCCUCUACUUGGGAGGGAAUCCAGGCUGGCAAGGUGCUGGAGGAGAAGCAUGGCAUUCACUGCAACAUGACCCUGCUUUUCUCCUUUGCCCAGGCUGUGGCCUGUGCAGAAGCAAAGGUUACUCUUAUUUCACCCUUUGUUGGACGCAUCUUCGACUGGUACAAGGACAACACAGAUCGCAAAAGCUACGAGCCACACGAAGACCCAGGUGUAUUGAGUGUGACCAAGAUUUACAACUACUAUAAGAAGUUUGGCUACCGCACAGUGGUGAUGGGUGCCUCCUUCAGGAACACGGGUCAGGUGAAGGCUCUGGCAGGAUGUGAUCUGCUCACCAUCUCACCCGGGCUGCUGGCAGAGCUCAGCCAGGACCACAGCACCGUCACAGAGAUGCUCAGUUCAGAGAAAGCUCAGGCCUGUAAGCUGGAGAAGGUGCACAUGGACGAGAAGACUUUCCGCUGGGAGCACAACGAGGAUCGCAUGGCUGUGGAGAAACUGUCUGAUGGCAUCCGCAAGUUUGCUGCUGAUGCCAUCAAGCUGGAGACCAUGAUCAAAGAGAAAAUGCUCAGCGUGAAAAAUGGCCAGUAAUGAACAGAAGUGGCGUCUCUGGCUGCAGGGAAGGAAAAGUAUUCAGGGGGCUGCCUUCUUUAUCCCCCAAAAACCUGAAGGUCCAGACGGCCUUCAAUUUCCUCAUCUGACCAAACUACAGGACCGUCCUCCUGAAGGGACACCUCUCCUCUCUUCUGUCCUCGGCCGGGACUGACUCUUUGUUUUCUGACCAAACAUAGAAAGUGAUUGAUGCUAAUGUGAGUGUGGAGUAAUUGUGUAAAACAGACAAAUGUGUACUAGAAGUUUGUCCCUGUAGAAAAGAAGCUUUGCGACAAAAAUUUGUUGUAGCAGGACAUUUAUUGAUCAUGUGACUACUUGAAAAGACCAUGAGCACUUUCUGGAAGAGAGGACCACAGUUUUGCUAUCAACACCAUUGUACCAUCAUUCCUCAAAAUAUCACUUUUUGAUCUUUCAAUAAAUAAAAUCUGAGUUGAC